AUGCCUGCACCACUCGCUAAAGGUAUUAUCUUGACAGUGUCCGUCCUCGUCGCUGCCGGCGUGGCCGUUUACCAGUCACCACAGUUUCAAGAAUGGAUGAAUACUUCUCGACGCAAGGUUGCAGUUGCUUUACACAAUCUAGGCGAUGAGAUACAGCCACGCAACUCAUCAUCUCCGACUCGAGAGGAUAUCUCUAUGAAUGAAGAUAUCGGGGAGGCAGCGGAAGAACGCAGACGUAUCGCACGAGCAGAGAUUGAGCGGCGGGCCGCUUUGUUAGAAACUCGCCGGAACUCAAGGAACUCCCAACAACCGCUAGACAGCUUCGAUUCUUUGGUAGACAAUGAUGGCAACCUCCGCUUGCACAAUAGAAUGAACCGGAAUCUCUCGGAUGACAAUAACAUGGCCAGCUCGACCGCAGUGGAUAUAGGGACUUCGCAGCAACUUUGGCGGGGUAGACUGACUGAUCUGGAUGGAAACCGACUGCAGGUGGAGAUCCACUCCGAUACUGCGUCACAUCAUCCAUCGGAAUCUAUUGUUCAGUACACGCCUACAUCUGAGAAUCCACAUGGAGGAAGUCUUUUUGAUCCAUUUUCUGAUUCUAGAGGCCACUCACCUGUGUCCGCUGCUUCAAUCUCAGCAUCAAGCCAUACUGAAGGCAACGAACCGGUCUAUUAUACUCACCCCCACUCAGCAUCUGACUCAAGCCAUCGACCAGAUACCUUUCACGACUUAAAUGAGUUGAUUAAUUGGGACCAAGAAGAACGUCAAGUUUCGUCCGCACCAUCCAUAGCAGGAAGCUCAAUCAAUGGGCAUCGAUUCAAUGAUGUGUCAUCUGAUGGAACACUGAGCGAUUUGGGUGCUGCCUCAGUGGGAGGCGUAUCGACGCCAGCUAGCUGGUCUGAGAUCGGCAGUGUAGUCAGUGAUAACGAUGCUGGUCAUCAACAGUUGCUUUGA
Messenger RNA from Penicillium angulare, 954 nucleotides. RefSeq lists its product as uncharacterized. The coding region runs from base 1 to 954 and encodes 317 amino acids. The transcript has 2 exons. Lineage: Eukaryota; Fungi; Ascomycota; Eurotiomycetes; Eurotiales; Aspergillaceae. The record is from RefSeq and is a predicted model, not a curated record.